Messenger RNA from Eruca vesicaria subsp. sativa (arugula), 360 nucleotides. The record is from the annotation of a GenBank genome assembly. Lineage: Eukaryota; Viridiplantae; Streptophyta; Magnoliopsida; Brassicales; Brassicaceae.
AUGAAUGAUAAUGAUGAAUCAGUGAAGCUCACUAAAGAAGAUGAGGAGUAUGUUCUGAUUGAUCUUGACCAUGUUGCGAGGCACAUUGACAUCCCAUCAGAAGCUCCAUUUACUUUAUCAAGUUUGGAUACUUUGAAUCCGGUAUUGACCAUUGAUGGCAAAAUCAAACUGGUAAAGGUUGGAGAAUACUUGGAGACAAUUGGUACAUGUCUUGCUCUCUCUGAUAAGGAAGUUGUAGCAGCUGAAAACCAGACACCACACAAGACAGUGGAACCUAUUGCCAAGCUUCACAAGAUCCUUAAGUUUAGGUUAGCAUUAGACAAUGAGGAUGGAGAGAACACAAGAUCAGCCAGUUUGUAA